UAACACAAGAAAUUGAGUUUUGGAGCAAAAAAAAGUGAAUCCAAAAAUGGGAUUCUUAUUGUUCUUAUUGUUCCUCUUAGCUAAUUCAGCCUCAGCAAAAAGAACCACUUACAUAAUCCAUAUGGACAAGUCAUUCAUGCCUAAGGCUUUUACUAGUCAUGAGCAAUGGCACUCUUCAGUUCUUGAAACUGUCAUGUUGAAAGAUACAGCAAGUGAAAGUUCUACCAAGCCGACUAGGCUUCUUUAUUCGUAUGACAAUGCAUUUCAUGGAUUCAGUGCUGUUAUGUCUGAGGAUGAAUUGCAAGUUCUUGAAAAAUUGCCUGGUUUUGUCUCGGCUUAUGCUGAUAAAAUGGUCACUCUUGACACUACUCACACGUUUGAGUUUCUCGGUCUGAAUCCUGAGUCAGGACUAUGGCCAGCUUCUCAUCAUGGCGAAGACGUGAUUGUUGGUGUCAUUGAUACUGGAGUAUGGCCAGAGAGUCGGAGUUAUAAGGACGAUGGGAUGACUGAAAUUCCGUCAAGGUGGAAGGGUAUAUGUGAGCCUGGACAAGAAUUUAAUGCUUCAAUGUGUAACAAUAAGUUAAUUGGUGUUCGAUACUUCAACAAAGGAGUUAAAGCUGCAAAUCCUAAUAUUACGAUUAGUAUGAAUUCAGGCAGGGAUACACAAGGUCAUGGCACGCAUACUUCAUCAACUGUUGGUGGAAACUAUGUCGAGGGUGCUUCAUUUUUUGGCUAUGCAACUGGCACAGCAAGAGGGGUCGCUCCACGUGCUAGGCUUGCUAUGUAUAAGGUAAUUUUUGAUGAAGGACGCUUCGCUUCUGAUGUGCUUGCUGGUAUGGAUCAAGCUGUUGCUGAUGGUGUCGAUGUGAUAUCCAUCUCUAUGGGAUUUGAUAAUGUUCCAUUGUAUGAAGACCCUAUUGCCAUAGCUUCAUUUGGUGCUAUGGAGAAAGGCGUUCUUGUUUCCGCAUCAGCAGGAAAUGCAGGUAUCACUCCUGGAAUACUCCACAAUGGAAUCCCCUGGCUCUUGACUACUGCUGCUGGCUCUAUUGAUCGCGUCCUCUCAGGAAAAUUGACUCUUGGAAAUGGACAAGUGAUCACUGGUUGGUCAAUGUACCCUGUUAGCGCCCUUGUCAACGAGUUCCCACUUAUCUACAACGAGUCAAUAUCGAGUUGCAAUUCAACUUCCUUAUCCAGCUUCAAUUAUGGAAUCAUCAUAUGUGAAAAUGGACAUUUCCUUGAUCAAAUAAAUACCAUUGCUGAAUCCUCUGCCCCUGCUGCUAUAUACAUCUCUGACGAUCCAAGAAUUUUCCAGAGAGAAGAAUUUGCAUAUCCUGGUGUUGUUAUCAGUCCUGAAGAUGGAGCAGCUGUGAUCAGUUAUGCUAAAUCUGGUGCCAAUCCUGUUGCCAGCAUUAGCUUCCAACAGACAUUUGUGAGAUCAACACCAGCACCCGUCGUUGCAACUUACACAUCACGAGGUCCUUCACCUAGCUAUCAAGGAAUCUUGAAGCCAGACAUAAUGGCACCAGGGUCAUUAGUCUUAGCAUCCUGGAUUCCCAAUCGUUAUACAGCUUCAAUAUAUCCAGAUAUCGGAUUGAGCAGUGAAUUCACAAUGAUUUCAGGAACAUCCAUGGCCUGUCCACAUUCCUCUGGCAUUGCUGGACUUCUUAAAGGCGCACAUCCUGAAUGGAGUCCAGCAGCAGUCCGAUCUGCAAUGAUCACUGGUGCCAUCAACAUUGACAACACAAAUUCUCCCAUCAAAGAUUCAGGCCUAAACUACAGUAUCGCGACUCCUCUGGCUAUGGGAGCAGGGCUAGUUAAUCCAAACUUCGCCCUGAAUCCAGGUCUUAUAUAUGAUGCCACACCACAAGACUACAUAAACCUUUUAUGCGCCAUGAAAUUCACUCACAAGCAAAUCUUGACGAUCACAAGAUCAUCAACCUACACUUGCCAAAAUGCAUCUUCUGAUCUUAACUACCCAUCAUUCAUCACUCUAUACACAAAUGAAACUGCAGCAACACUGAGUCAAAAGUUCGUUAGGACAGUGACAAACGUUGGUGAUGGCCCUGCUAACUAUUCUAUUAAUAUGGUCGUGCCAUCGAACACAAACAUAAGUGUUUAUCCUUCAAGAUUGUCCUUCAGCAGCAAGUAUGAGAAGCUAAGUUAUACAUUGACAGUUGAAUAUAGCGGUAACAAAACUGGAGAAGUUGUAUUCGGAUCUAUAACUUGGGUGGAUGUAAUUGGUCUCCAUGCUGUAACAAGUCCAAUUGUGGUUGCACCAAUGAUCCAUACUUGGUAAUCAC
Molecule: messenger RNA, 2300 nt
Organism: Solanum stenotomum
Lineage: Eukaryota; Viridiplantae; Streptophyta; Magnoliopsida; Solanales; Solanaceae
Product: subtilisin-like protease SBT3
Exons: 1
Coding region: 47-2296 (749 amino acids)
Biological process (GO): proteolysis
Molecular function (GO): serine-type endopeptidase activity
Source: RefSeq, a predicted model, not a curated record